Messenger RNA from Myotis lucifugus (little brown bat), 328 nucleotides. RefSeq names its product 5'-AMP-activated protein kinase subunit gamma-2-like. The annotation marks the transcript as partial. The transcript has 2 exons. The record is from RefSeq and is a predicted model, not a curated record. NCBI's taxonomy places the organism in Eukaryota, Metazoa, Chordata, Mammalia, Chiroptera, Vespertilionidae.
CUGGGGCCACAGCUCCCGAUGAAGCGCUUCGGCAGCCUCAGGGGGAAGAAGAAGCACAAGGAGACCAACCGGAGCACCGAGAGGCGCCAGUCGGAGCCCCAUGGCCUUUUCGCUUCCGGCCUCUCCUCCUCGCCAUCGACGCCCACCCAAGUGGCCAAGCAGCACUCCUUCCCCCUCGAGUCCUAUAAGCAGGAGCCUGAGCGACUGGAAAACCGCAUCUAUGCCUCGUCCUCCCCUGCGGACACGGGCCAGAGGUUCUGCCCGGCCUCCCACAGCCCGGCCCCGGCCUCCGGCAGCAUCCCCGGCUCACUACGCUCCCUCCAGAACC